GGUGUAUUUUAUUACGUGGCUGGAAGAACAAUCCAUAUAAAAAUGUUUCGCUAAUAAAUUAAACCGAAAUAUGUUCAAAUCUUCAGUUUAUAUAAUCCAAAGUAUUAUGAAAUUGGAAGUGUGCAACUCAAAUUUGAAGAAAUACUUUUGAAAAUUUUUUGUCCAAUCAAAUUCAUCACAGAUUUUGUUGCCUACUGUGCAGGAGGUACAAAAUUGGGUGGCGUUGUAAUGUCAGAAACAAGGCAAAAAAGGUAAAUAAAAAAGAUGGAUCAACAGUUUUGUCUGCGCUGGAACAACCAUCCGACAAACCUGACGGACGUGUUGAGUAGCCUCCUGCGCAGAGAAGCCCUAUGCGACGUAACUUUAGCCUGUAACGGCGAAACGUUCAAAGCUCACCAAACCAUACUCUCGGCGUGUAGUCCAUAUUUCGAAACAAUUUUUAUACAGAAUGCUCAUCCUCACCCCAUAGUUUUUCUCAAAGAUGUCAAUUACAACGAAAUGAAAGCACUGUUAGAUUUUAUGUAUAAAGGAGAAGUGAAUGUUUCUCAGAAUUUACUACCGAUGUUCCUAAAAACUGCGGAGGCCCUGCAGAUUAGGGGGCUCACCGAUAACAAUUCUCUGAGUAAAAAUGAAGAAUUAUCAGAAGUGCCAAGAAGAGACAGGGAUAGAUUAGUUGAAAGAGACAGCCCUCCAAGUGAAAAACGAAAAAGAAAAUCAUCUUCGAACUGUGAUAUGACAUCAAACUCAAACUCUGAAAGAUUUAACGACUCUCAGGCCACUCAAAAGUUAAACACUAGCGUACCAAAGUUGAAUCCCAUAUCGCCGGUCGAUAGGGAAAAUAGUUCGGGUGCGGAGGAUAUGCGUGUAUCCUCUCCUGUAAUAAAGCAAGAGCCGAUGCACGACUCCAGCCCGCUUAUAGAUUCCUUCCAUUCAAUGUCAGAAGCAUUGCAAACGGGAGGGAGUGUGAGCGUGCAUCAAGAUGAGGUGAAAUUGUUGGGGGCUCAUCAGCUGUCGGAGCUUGGCGACAACGAAACACCUUCCAUACCUCCUCCGGAAAUCACGGAUACAAUUGACGACAUAAAAUGCUACAAGGUGUCGCAGCUCUUCCAAAGGGUCGGAUCCAUGGACGAGAGGAGGAGGUGCGUUCUGUGCGGAAAGAUCGUAAGCAAUACGCGAAACCAUUAUUAUGUGCAUUUUCCCGGACAAUAUUCGUGUACACACUGUCCCGCCGUGUACACCCGGAGUGACACUCUUCUCUUGCACAUGAGGACCAAACAUCCGACCGUUGCUUAGCUAGUGUUUCCGCCUUAGGUUAAUGGUUCUUAUUUUUUUCGAGGAUUGUUACCGAUAGCAUAUUAGAUCGAUUUCCAUUCUGCUGUUCCACCAAAACUUUGAGAUCUAAAUAUCAAGCAUCCCAUUAGAGCGUAUUUGCAAUUAAUUUUUCUGUCAUUGAAUUGGCCUCUUCUUUAUAAUGUGAAAAACGCAAUCUAAGAACUGUUAUGAAUAGCAAAAUCGUUUUCAAUAUCACCAGAGGAGACCAGAAUAUUAGCUAAAAGAGGCAACUUUGCUCUUACACCACCAAUGUGGAAGUAGGAACCUGCAAUUAUCAGUCGUCAAGUCAAAAUAUUCACUUCAGUUGAUUAUUCAUCUUUGUUUAUUGAUGGAGAAGUAGAAAAGCAAAGAUAUUUUUCCCAUAAAACUAGAGCUUGUAAAUAGCCGUUAAUAGAUUUUCAAAUUGGCAAUAUUCUCUUAGGCUGAAUUCCCCCAUUUCUUCAAUUCAAUUUGGAUUAACUGCCUAUUCAUAUUCUGGAAUACCCUUGAACUCUUGAAUUUUCUAUAGGACACCCACCUGCUAUUCAAGCAAGCCACUCCUUUCUGCAUAAAAAUUAGGUUUUCUCCGGAUGCUCUAUCCUCAGCCUAUCUACAUGUUCUAGCGCCAAAAAACAUACCAAGGAACAAAGGAAUGUUCACUUCCAACAGUAUCAACGCAAUUCCUCUCUAGAACAUUACUAUUUCUCCUCUGUAUGAGUAUUUUGGAACAUAGCUUUCAGAACUCGAACUCGAUGAUCAUCUAAUAUAAGUUCAAUUCUGGUUUCAUCUGAAAAUAGAAUAUUCUGCCAGUUUCCAACUGUCACAUAUGGCGACGCAAGCGACACCAUUUAAGGAGAUCCAUUUUGUUUCGUCUUGAUAGGUUUGAAACCUGUGAGUCUUCUGCUGUAUAAACCUCUCUCUCUUUUUGUUUGAAUUGAAAUUGUUGCAUGUGCUUAGCAAAUCAAACGAGGUACUUCCCCAUUCUAUUUCAAAAUUUUGAGGGAGUUGAAAUGGAGGGCCAACGUUUUCAUAUCAAAUAGUGUAAUCUCAUGACGUAUUUCUAUAUUUUCGUUAUUCAAAUUGUCAGUAAUGCAAAACAUAAUAUUCAUUAACUUUUAACCGUACUCUAUAUGGAUGUUUGUUGACUCAUGCUCUUACAUUUAAAAGUCACCAGUUCCUGUUUUGAGAUAUCUUCUAAACUUACUUGAACUAUUUCAGGUCAUUUAACAAAUAUUCAUGCUUAUUUCAUUAACUAUACCUUAUGAUUUGAUUUCUUGUGGAGAUCAAAUGGUGAGGUGUAGUUGAUGAAAAAAAUUCUUGCAUUUUUCCUAUGCUUUAAAAUCAAUGUUAUAGAUGACGUUAUGAAUUGUGCAUUAUCAUUAAAAUCAUGCUUCGUUUAAGAGAUCCAAACCAUACAACUUUUUUUUCUUUUUUGUGAUUAGUACAUAGAUGUUGCAAUUAGUUUGUUCAUUGAGGUACAGAAUUCUGAUUCUAGGUCAGAGUUAUUAAAAAUCCCUUUUUGAAUCUUGUGAACGUUUUAUGUUUUUUGUUGAAGUGGAGUUGAAGUCGAUCUAAUAUGAUGAUUACUGAUAAUUCCUAGAUUCUUUACAGAUAUCUGUAAAUAUUCAGUAAUUUAUCUUAUUUUCAUUAUACAUACUUAUUGAUUCAUUUUGGAUGGCAAUACUCCAUGUUUUUCAAGGAAAUUAAUGAUAUAUGAAACUUAUAACGCCCUUUCUUGUUAAAACUUUAGUUCAAUAUUAAUAACACUGUGUUUCCUUCAACAUGAAAACCCAGUGUAAGUACUAUGUUUCUAAACAAAAAGAUCAACAACUGAUGACACAAUUCAAUUAAUUCAAUCAGAUGAAGGCGAAUUUGGAAUUUUCAAAAUCAAUGCCACUUUGAUUAUUCAAUUCAUUCAGCGUGAUAGUAGCCCUAUGAAAACUACAGUCCGUCAUUUCAAAUACAACAAUUACUUUUUUUUCAAUCAUUUUAUUAAGUAUGUGUGUAAGAAAGAGUGAAAUUGAAAACCCUGUGAUCAAAUCUGAAAUUAACUCAUGUCAAAGAAAUGCUCAUUCACCUAUUGAAAUCAUGUCAAAUCGAUGAUUUUAUGGUCAUAUUCCAGCUGCUAAACAAAUUUUAAACAAUCAAAGAAAUUCAAUUUUCACCACUGAAAAUAAGUGUGGCAUAGAUAUUUCCAAAGUCCUCAUACUAUAUACAUUGUUUUUUGUUUGAGUAUCCAAUUUUAUUACAUCAUUUAUAGGGGUGGUUUGUUUUCUAUUGGAUGGGUUAGUUGAUUCAACCAAUGGCAAUGCGUUUCUAAUCACGUGACAUACUUUCAUAUAUCGACGGGAGAAAGUUCAUGAAGGCAGUCCAAAUGUCCGACUAUUAGAAGAUACUUUAUUUUUUCAAUAUGGCCAACUUUCAGAUGUACCUGGUGACAGUCUAUCAAAGUACAUAUUUUUUUUACUGUUUGACCUCCAUGAGACAAAGUAGUUUAUAAUAUUCUUACAGCACCGAGUUAGCCAAAAUACUUCUUUGAUUGACAACUUGUUCAUUUUAUGGAAAUUCAUGUCCACUGAGGAUACACCAUAAAAAUAUCCUUUUGUCUAGUUGUCUUUUGACUAGUUGUUACGGACAUUACACCAUUUUCAUGGUGUAAUGACCGAAACUUACACCAUUUUCAUGGUGUAAUCCUCAGUUAGCCAAAAUAGUUUUUCCUAAAAUUCUGGAGGAUUUAUAACAAUUGAAAGUCUCCUGAAGAAAAAAAUUCUACAUCCAUCUAAUGAAGUCUGUUCGGAUAAUUAACGAACUCAAAUGAGUUCAACUUUUGUUACGUUACAGCAAGAUGAGGUACCUCUUUAUGGUAGCUAGAUGACAAUUGUCCAAAACGCUGAAUCAGAAAACAUGGUCCCUCAGAAUGACCAAUUAGAUCACCUAUUACGGAUUUUUUUAAGGAUUCAGAAAUCUAAAGUAUAUGUUACACAACCACAUUAUAUUACCGAGUUCAUGGAUAGGUGCGACUAACUUGAAGCUAUGAUAUUUAUCUUAUGUUUGUAGAUUCAUGAAACGAAUAUAAAACUGCUUAUUGCUUAGGAAGGGCUGAUCCGAUUACUCAAAAUGAAAAAGUUUCGGAUGGCGAGUUGAAGCACCUAUCUAAAGAGGUGUCACAAGACCCUAUGUCCAAUGAAAAUUAGUAGCGCCAUUCAGGCAAUGAGUGAUGUAACACUACUGUCUUUCUUAUCACAAAGAACCAAAAAUGCUAUGUACCUCAUUUCAUCCGACCUUGAUAUGUUGUCCCGUUCACAAGUUUAGAGGGGUGACUAUUUAUCUCCCUGUAUAUGAUUGAACAUCUGAAAGUUUGCCUCAUUUCUAAAAGCACUGGAAUAAGACUACAAAAACCUCGUUAACGAAACAAACAUGAUUUCUACUAGUCAUAUUUAAUAUGAAUUUUAGCCAAAGAUCAUUUGCCAAAAUAUAUUCAACUAGUCAUUUAGAGAAAUCAUUUUUAUUUACUUACAGCAUAUAUUUAUAAACCAUUUUUUAGAUUAUAGUGUGUAUAUAUGAAUAAUUAUAAUAUUGGGUAAAAACUCAAUACAAUUUUCAUCUUUUAGAUAUAUAAGUUUUCAUGAAAUCGUUCGUGAAUUGUAGAUAAUUUGUGUGCCAUAUUUUUUAUUAGUAUAAUUUUUUUUACAUAGUGCAAUCUUAAACAUACCUUGAAGAGGGUAGGAAUAUAUCAUGAAAGGAUAUUUGUUGUUUUAGCUGUUCUGAUCAAUCAGUUCGAUUCAGUUUGUCCUAGGUAGAUUCCUAACCUUACUUGGUAUAUAUUUACCAAUAAAUAUGUAAUCAGGGUACCUUCUAUUCGUAAUUUUUUAAACUAUAUUUUGUUGUUCAGUGUAAUUGGUUUCUUUUGAUUUCUUAAAACAAAAACAAAAAUAAAUGUUUUUACAUUA
Molecule: messenger RNA, 5261 nt
Organism: Leptinotarsa decemlineata (Colorado potato beetle)
Lineage: Eukaryota; Metazoa; Arthropoda; Insecta; Coleoptera; Chrysomelidae
Gene: fru
Product: sex determination protein fruitless
Biological process (GO): regulation of transcription by RNA polymerase II
Cellular component (GO): nucleus
Molecular function (GO): protein binding
Source: RefSeq, a predicted model, not a curated record